Messenger RNA from Colletotrichum tamarilloi, 1683 nucleotides. RefSeq lists its product as uncharacterized. The record is from RefSeq and is a predicted model, not a curated record. The coding region runs from base 1 to 1683 and encodes 560 amino acids. NCBI's taxonomy places the organism in Eukaryota, Fungi, Ascomycota, Sordariomycetes, Glomerellales, Glomerellaceae. The transcript is spliced from 2 exons.
AUGGCAAAUUUCUCGCAAAUGGCCAAGGCAAUUGAUGUCAACAAAUGGGCCUCUAAAAGUCUCUUGAGUCCUCUUGAAAAACUUCCCUCUCGACCCUCUCGUCCCCUUUUCGGCCAUAGAAGUCGCAACAGGACCGCAGAUGGCUUGCUCAAGCCUACAAGACUCUUCCAGCUUUCUAUUGGUUCUCAAUCAGAAUACGAGCUUGACUUCCCACAGCAGACCUCGGAAACUUCCUACGGAGAUUACGACAACAUCUCGGUCAUCACACUUGUCAGGGAUGUCGAUAACAUCCACCACCCCAUUCCAUCUCAUGUUCCCAGAGAGCUUUAUUGCAGCCAUUCCGGGUCCUUCAGUGUCUCAUCGGUCUGUGCUGAAGCGCAGGAAGAGCAUCAGAGGCCUGAGCUCAUCACAGAAGUGAUUGGAGAUAUUGACGAGUUUCUGUCUAGCCUCAAACUUGGACACAGUCGGGAGGGACUUGCUUGGGACUACCGUGAAAGGGACUUUUUCAUUGCAUCUCAAGAGCCUCUGCCACUGCAAAUCCCGGCGAAGAGCAAGCCAAUCAUUCACGGAAGCCAACCUAUACACCCCAACGUUGAGGCAAAGCCAUUGUUCACCAUAAAUGAGGAAGUCAACAACCGCGGAAAUGGACCUUCCAAUCAACCGACUUUGCCUAUGGCCCUUCCUUUAACAAAGCACAACGGCUUUGUUGACCCAUCUAUGGUCCCCGCGCCUCUGAGCAUCAUCAAGCGAUCCAAGGCUGAUGCUAGCCGCAAAUUCAAGCGUCCAUCUCCACUGCGUGCUCGAGGUAACAAAAAGCCGACUGAGCCCAGAGACAUCGAGUAUACCAGAAGACAACAAACCAGAUUGCGACCGGACUCGCCUCCAUCUCUCGGUCCUCUCUUCGACGAGAGCGCAUUUGGCACUCCUGUGGUUCCCUUCCUACCCAUUGUCGAGCCUCGUCAGCUCUUCUUUCCUUCGCCGAAUUCGAUCGCUUACCUCGAGCACGAGCUUUCUGACGUGAUCGAUCUCGACACUGAUGAUGUCCCUACGGUCAUUGAGAAUCCCACUAGCGCUGCUGGCGUUUCUCAGUGGGACGAAGAAGAUUCCAUUGACUUCUUGCUCGGCCCCAUCGCAAAUGCGCCGCCUCCCGUACCACCACACAGGGUGCUUGUCCAGCCACAAGACCCCUUGUUAAACCGAGGCGUUGUGCUUGGCUGGCUGGAAGAUUCGGAGACUGUCAGCGGUGGCCAGGAUGCUACCAGCCAUAACGAGUUUGGUGCUCCUCGUCCCUGUCGUGUUCGAGACGUUAAUGCCAGUAGCAAUGACGAAGCCGAUACCCCUUGUCCGCUUCGUGCUCAAGACGUCAACGCUCGCGUCAAUGCCGGCAUCGAUGCUCUGAUCUACCCGAUUGUGCAGGCCGAGAACGACUUCGCGUAUUAUGAGGAUGACUUCCUUCACGAAGUCAUGACUGCUGUGAGUGAGACCCAAGCAACUGACCUAGAUGAGCAGCUUCGGCUCCUAGGUCCAGUCUAUCCAAGCAGAAUCCUCCUGUGGCCUUUGCACCAUCCCGCCACGGACACUGAACCCGAGAAUGCCUCUCAAGAGGGCGUCGAGCGUAGUCAAUCAACUCCCGUAUCGACCGUCACUGAAGAGCUUCCCGAGAGCCCCAAGUGUUUUUUGUGA